Molecule: messenger RNA, 3722 nt
Organism: Apis laboriosa (Himalayan honeybee)
Lineage: Eukaryota; Metazoa; Arthropoda; Insecta; Hymenoptera; Apidae
Gene: Fas3
Product: fasciclin-3
Exons: 11
Coding region: 218-1885 (555 amino acids)
Biological process (GO): cell-cell adhesion
Cellular component (GO): cell-cell junction
Molecular function (GO): cell adhesion molecule binding
Source: RefSeq, a predicted model, not a curated record
GCUAUCUGGUUGGCACUCACGUCGAGUCGGGCACUUAUAUUCGAAUUGACGUCGCACGUCUCUCGUUCUUACCUCAUUUUAUCCUCGUGGUUCAUAUUAAUCAUAUUUGCGUCAGUUUCGUUGCUAAGUUUUGUGCUCCGUCCGGUUAGAACGCGCUGUUUGAAUUAUCGGGCAGUUCGUUUUUCAAUAAGGAAGUUAGACAGUGCUUUUUUUUGUGAUGUGCAUGGAAUCAACGAGCAACUUCAAGAUGACGCUUGCCUGGGUCUGCCUCAUCGGCCUGUUGUGUUCGACGGCAGUUAAAGCAGCAUCGAAAUCGAACCUAGUGGUGGACAUCGAGCCAAAACGACCGACGGCCGUCCGAUUGGGCGAGAGCCUGCAAAUUUUGUGCAGAGUGGGUAGACCGCUUCGGGUGUGCCGUGUCGAGAUACCUGGCGAGGAAGGUGGUAUAGUGUUGUCGAAGGGACAACCGCCCGAAGACGGUAUCGAGUAUUACGGAGAAGGAACAGAGGCGGGCCAAUGCGGGGUUCGCAUAGCCAAGAUCAAGGAAAGCCACGAUGGAAUAUUCAAAUGCACCCUGACCACGACCGACAGCCGAACGGAGGAGCAGGCGUCCAUGAGGAUCAUCGUGGCCAAACCGCCGAAUAAUCCGGAGCUUCACACUAGUCAAGGAUCGGAUGGAAGAAAUAUAUAUAGGAAGGGAGAAAAAUUGGAAGUGAGUUGCAGCGCGCCAGGCGGGCGUCCAGCGGCCAACGUUUCUUUGUUCCUCGACGACGAGCCAAUCGGCAACGAGGAAAGGCCAACGAUUUACGACUCGAACGUGGACGAUAAUUCACUGGCCGUGCAAAAUGCAUCGCGCGCCUUGGACUGGACCGACAACGGGAAAGUUCUUCGAUGCGUCGCCGGUCACAUCGCCCUCGACCGGCCUAAAGAAACCACUAUGCAACUGCAGGUCUACUAUCCUCCUCAACCUCAGUCAACGAUCGAACGAUUUGGAUACGUAAUUGGACGGCAGGGAAUCGUGAACGUGACCGUUUACGCAAAUCCUAGGCCGCGUUUUUUAUGGCGUGUGAACAAUGAGAUGAUCAACGAGGGACGUCCAGAUGAAAGCAAUCGACUCGAAACCUCGACCGCUGUGGAUCUGGGAAGAGGAGCGUGGAGCGUAAUCCUGACGAUCGACAGUGUGCAAAAAUCCGACACGGAGAAGGAAUAUAUCCUGGAAGCCCGCAACGGCGAAGGAGCUUACGAAUAUCGUAUCAUUUUGUCGACAGCCACAGAACCUGCAGGCGUCGAUUUAGAUGCUGGUUCUAUCAUCGGAAUCGUGGUCGGUGCCCUGGUGCUACUUCUCAUCGUUUUCAUACUAAUUUUUGCCCGUGCGACCGGACGCUGGUGCUUCGCAGGUAACACGACGUCUAGGAAUCUUGGCGAGUCGAAAUCGCGCAGAAUCAAAGACUUUGCGGAUCCGGCAGCGAGCGUUAAUCUACUUCGUUUUGAGAAAUCGAUAAGCCAAGACGAAACGCAAAGAAGUGAUACGGAAAGUGCCGGCCGCUAUUCCAGAACGGAAGUGGAUGGAUCCCGAGAAGAACGGAAAUCGAGAAUCAGUCUGUCUAACCUAUUUAAACGCAACAAGGAUAAAGUGUCUGGCGCUGACACCGAUACCAUGAGAACUGUCGUUACAGUGGAUGAUGAGAAGCAUCAAGCAGCACCAAUUGCCCAAGGUGUUGCUAAACCAACCACGGACGAAGGAGGAAUAGUUUAUGCCGAAUUGGACUUGACGCAACAGCAACAGAAUGUUCCAAUUCGGCAUCUGAACGAGGACAAAACGGAAUACGCCGAGAUCUUAUACACGAAAACAUCGACGGAGGAACAACAGACACCCAAGGAGUAAAAUUCGUUCGAGAGAGAGAGAGAGAGAGAGAAAAUUUUGCGAAACAAUCACAAAUUUUUAUCUUUUUUUUCUUCUUCUUUUUUUUCGUGAUUAACACACAUUUGUUACGUUAUUUCGAUCCUUUUCAGUAUACGAUAAUCGUCCUUUUCGUAUAUCGUAUAUUUAGAUUUUCUACGUUUUUUAACUUAUUCUUAAUAUGAAAUGUGAGUGUACGGUGCGAAUCGUUUAAUAAGAAAGAUAGUGAUAAAAAUGAUGGUAGUACUUAAAAAAUAUUAAACACCGUAUGGUUACAUCCGACUGAAAAGGAUCUAAACGAUCUACUUAAUGUUUCUUUUUUUUUUAUUAUUAUUAUUUUUACAAAUUACUUUUAAGUUAUUUUAAAUAAUUUUAAAAUACUAAACGUACACAAGGACAUCGAAACAUCGACGGUUGAAGAGGAAUUCCAUUUUUCAUAGAUCACGCGAAAGUAAAAUCGAGAUGUAAAAUUAGGAAAACUUUGAAAAUAUUUCCAAAAAUUUUAAGAAUCAAAGAAAGAAAGAAAACUCUAUUACACGGUUUGGUACAAUCAAAAUCGGAACACUUCUCCUUUUUCUGCUUAAUUCUAAUUAAUCUUUUCACACUCGUAGAGAAUCGUUUUAAAUUUAUUCGUAGGAAGCCACGAGUUCACCGCGAGCUUAAAUUUUAAGGUGGAAAAAAGAACGAGCCUACUGGUGUUUAAUAUAUAGGUAACAUAUACCUAUAUAAAUAUAUUCGUUACCGCAGCACAUUAUUAAACCGUUUUUGCCUUCUGAUACUCGUCCAUUGCCCGUACAAGAUUGAGAAAGAUCUAACGUUCAAAGUUGAGCAAGCAAAAAUAAAAUAUAUAGUACCUCGUGCGAAAAAAAUCAAAUGGUUGACGCGGCAUCGUAAAAAGUGCAUUUUCAAUGCAACGAUUAAAACCUGAUUUAUUUCUUUCUUUCUGUCGUUGGGGAAAAGGUCAAGAAUUCCAUAGAAUUUCGCGAUAAUAAACGAAGCUGAACAAUCGAUCAAGCAAUCGAACUUUAGAAAUUAAUCAUUUGAAUAAAUUACUAUGAAUAGAAAUAUAGGGAAUAAUAGAAAUUUUUUCACUUGGAACGCGAUAAAUUUACCCGUGAAUUUACACAUUUUACAACGGAAUAAGCAAUGAUUUCUGCUUACUGUUAAAUUUCCAUCGAAUAUAUCUCUCGUGAAAGAUACAAUUUGAUUAAAAUUUAGUUCCAUUCUCUGUGGAUUUUCUUGCCUUAUAAAUUAUUCCCGCGCGAAAGGAGAAAGAUCACGGAGUUCACGUACUUAAAUUCUCUUGUUACUAUUGUUACCGCGUGCAUUUAGAGCGUAAUAAAAUAUGUAAUAUCUGUAUCGUACGUGCUGUUCGUUUGAAAGUCGCUUGAAAAGUUCGCUUCCUGCAAACUGUUACGAAUCGCAUACAAAAUCCUAACGAAUAUCUUAUCUAACGAAUCUAACGAAUUUUACGAAAGUUGAGAAAGAAUGAAAGAUAUAAAAAAAUGUAAAUGUUGAUAUAUAAACAAAAAAUUUUUUGACUCUAUAUAUAUAUAAAUAUAUAAAUAUAUAUAUACAUUUCUUCAUUGAUUUAGAAUGCACAAUAUUUUACAUUUUAUACUAUGCGAUAUAAUUGCAGAUAAUAAAAAUACGAUGCGUCGGUGUAAUUUUCGAAUCAUAUCAAACAGAACGAACCAAGCUGCUUUAAAACGAUGUAUCCUAUGUUUUGUAUAUUGUGAAUUUUCUUAUACUUACUUAAAUGAUAUAUAAUAUAUAUUUAUAUAUAUAUUAUAUAUAUAUAUAAUAAAUCCUACUAAUUUCA